AUGCUUGAAAGAUAUCAAGCCCAGGGACUCGUCUUGGUUGCCUUCCCAUGCAACCAAUUUUACUUGCAAGAGCCAGCUGAGAACCAUGAGCUUAUCAAUGGACUGACUUAUGUCCGCCCAGGAAACGGAUGGCAGCCACACCAAGAACUCCACGUGUACGGAAAGAUUGAUGUCAAUGGAGACAACCAUCAUCCACUUUAUGAGUUUGUUAAGGAAGCCUGCCCACAAACCGUCGACAAAAUCGGAAAGACUGAAGAGCUGAUGUACAACCCAGUCCGCACUUCCGACAUCACAUGGAACUUUGAGAAGUUCUUGAUCGACAGAAAGGGACAACCACGAUUCCGUUUCCAUCCAACCGCCUGGAGCCACGGAGAGGUCGUCACUCCAUUCAUCGAGCAACUUCUUGCUGAGCCAGCCAACUAA
Molecule: messenger RNA, 423 nt
Organism: Caenorhabditis briggsae
Lineage: Eukaryota; Metazoa; Nematoda; Chromadorea; Rhabditida; Rhabditidae
Exons: 2
Coding region: 1-423 (140 amino acids)
Biological process (GO): response to oxidative stress
Molecular function (GO): glutathione peroxidase activity
Source: RefSeq, a predicted model, not a curated record